Topomyia yanbarensis is the source of this 2455-nucleotide messenger RNA. RefSeq names its product succinate--CoA ligase [ADP-forming] subunit beta, mitochondrial (gene ScsbetaA). The coding region runs from base 125 to 1465 and encodes 446 amino acids. The record is from RefSeq and is a predicted model, not a curated record. Lineage: Eukaryota; Metazoa; Arthropoda; Insecta; Diptera; Culicidae. Gene Ontology annotation, biological process: succinyl-CoA metabolic process; tricarboxylic acid cycle. The transcript has 8 exons. Gene Ontology annotation, cellular component: succinate-CoA ligase complex; mitochondrion. Gene Ontology annotation, molecular function: metal ion binding; ATP binding; succinate-CoA ligase (ADP-forming) activity.
CUCGUCGUGUUCAAAAACUCUGCAAGAUUCGCAGAAAAUUUCAGUCAUUCACGACAUCAAGUGCUAGUGGUGAAGAAGUGUGUUGUUCAGUGUGGUACAAGUACCCGAAAAAGUUGCUAGCAAAAUGGCGUCAAUACUGCGAAAAUCCAGCCUGGUUUUGGCCGAUCUGGCGGCCAAGUCAUCCCCGAGGGUUUUGGGAAGCGCCGGUCAGAGACGCCACUUGAAUGUACAAGAGCACAUUUCGUACACCUUUCUAAAUGAGGCAGGAAUUCCAACGCCAAAAUUCGGUGUCGCUUCGACCGCCCAAGAAGCCAACAAAAUAGCCAAGGACUUGAACACGAAAAACUUAGUACUCAAGGCCCAGGUACUAGCCGGCGGUCGUGGAAAGGGUACCUUCAAAAAUGGACUCAAAGGAGGAGUGCGAGUCGUUUUUUCGCCACAAGAAGCCAGUGACAUUUCCGGCAAAAUGCUCAACCAACUGUUGGUUACCAAACAAACCGGUGCCGCUGGUCGUAUUUGCAAUUCGGUGAUGGUAGCAGAGCGAAAGUUCCCCCGACGCGAGUUCUAUUUCGCUGUAAUGAUGGAGCGUGCGUUCAAUGGCCCGGUUCUAAUCGCCUCUUCUCAGGGUGGUGUUAACAUUGAAGAAGUAGCUGCGGAGAACCCGGAUGCUAUUGUCUACGAACCCAUCGAUAUUAACACUGGACUGCAAAAAGCGCAAGCGUUGGCUAUCGCUAAAAAAGUGGGACUCGCGGAUAAUGCCGAAGAAACUGCGAAAAUGCUUCUGAACAUGUACGAUCUGUUUGUCAAGAAGGACGCUCUUUUAAUUGAAAUCAAUCCUUAUGCCGAAGAUGCCGGUGAAACCUACUUCGCCCUGGACGCCAAGAUGCGCUUCGAUGACAACGCCGAGUUCCGCCAGAAGGAUCUAUUCGCAAAACGUGAUCUGUCCCAAGAGGACCAAAAAGAGGUCGAAGCAUCAAAGUUUGAUCUGAAUUACAUCGCACUGGAUGGUUCUAUUGGGUGUCUAGUGAAUGGUGCUGGAUUAGCCAUGGCAACAAUGGACAUCAUCAAACUGCACGGCGGCGACCCGGCCAACUUUCUCGAUGUUGGUGGCGGUGCAAGUGUGAAGGCCGUCAAGGAGGCAUUUAAAAUUAUCACCUCCGAUCCGAAGGUACAUGCCAUUCUGGUUAACAUUUUUGGUGGUAUCAUGAGAUGUGACGUCAUCGCGGAGGGUAUUAUUCAAGCUACUAAAGAACUAAAUAUUAAGAUGCCCAUCAUUGUGAGAUUACAGGGCACCAACGUCAACGAAGCCAAGGAGUUGAUCAAGAAGUCCAAGUUGCGCAUCCUGCCGAAAGACGAUUUGGACGAAGCUGCAAUGUUGUCCGUCCAUCUGUCACAGAUUGUGCAUUUGGCCCGCGAAGCUCAUUUAGAUGUUAGCUUUGAACUUCCUGAAAGCUAUGUUCACUAAAUCGUCUAAAUACGUACUCAAUCAUCCCCUUUCAUUAUUUUCGAUGCAAAAGUUUGAAGCAAGCAGGCAAGCUUCGUCUCGAGCCUGAUGCUGAUAAAAAGAAACAACUACGCCUUACAUCCCAAAAAGCGCAAAUGUUUCCUUAUCUCAAUUGUUCAAGUUAUCCAAGAGCCCUUAUUUAUUUAAGUUCAAACUCUAAUUCUCCAGAGUCAUUGUUGAGUUAUUUUAGUCAAUUCUAGUGGAACCGAGACUUAGACAGUCACUGGUAACAAACUAAGUUAAAUGUGUUGAUCAACCCGGAUUGAAAUUCAAACAAGAGAUCCUAUACCAAACGCGGCCGACGGACGUUUGGUAUAUACAUAGCGACAAACUAGUAAACGUUAACUAGGAACCUAACGAAAAUAGAUAUGUGUUAUUCACUGCACCAGCCUAUUCAAUGCACCAAAUCAACACAAACGACUACUCUUCAUAUGGCUAAAAAAUAUGACCGUCUAUAUCUCUACCCCUCGUUUGUUUUACUGUCUGCUAGAUGGUUAUAGGUAUUUGACAUCGAAAUUUUGAGAAAAAUAACACCUUAUUCUACGCUAGUAUAUUUUAUUUUGUUCGUCGAUUAUCCAAACUAGGAAAAGUUUCUGUUUUUAUAACAUUUCCUUUAAUCGCAUGUUUCGAAUAGAAAAGGUCGCGUAAUGAUUUUUAAUUUUUAGAGUGUUGCUUUUGCUUCCGGUUUUCGAGUUCAUCUACUUUUUUUUAAUUUACUGUGGUGAGAAUAUAAAAAGCAUAUGUAAGUUGAAAAUGUAAAACUAAAUCAUUCGCGGGCCUUAAACUCUAGCAAUGCCAAUAUACAAUGGUGCGAUCGAUUGGACUAACUAUUGGAAGCGUGUAUACCUACAUGUGUUUUGAAAAUUUUGUAUAUUUAUUUAAAUAAGCCAAUUGUAAAGUUGUUACGGAGCGAAUAACGAAAAUAAAAAUAAAAUGAAAUAUGAAAGCAAA